Molecule: messenger RNA, 4860 nt
Organism: Seriola aureovittata
Lineage: Eukaryota; Metazoa; Chordata; Actinopteri; Carangiformes; Carangidae
Gene: brap
Product: BRCA1 associated protein
Exons: 13
Coding region: 270-2069 (599 amino acids)
Biological process (GO): protein ubiquitination; Ras protein signal transduction
Cellular component (GO): cytoplasm
Molecular function (GO): nucleic acid binding; zinc ion binding; ubiquitin protein ligase activity
Source: RefSeq, a predicted model, not a curated record
GCGUCAUAGAGACAGCUGUGAACACACAGUUAGGAGCUAGCUUAAGUCAUAGCUAGCUAAUGUGGCUUAGCUUUAAGACAGAAAAUGUGUUUACGGGCGGCGAAGACAAAAACAGUAUGACUAACACGCUGUUGUAACUUAAGGGCUUUUUUCUUCGGCUGGUUAAACUUAGCUAAUCAGCGCGUUAGCUGUGUGGACCUGCUUUAGCUUAGCUAACUGUCACCGGGUUGUUUUGUUCUCCGUGAAAGUGGCAGUUUCCGUCAUAACACAUGAGUGUGUCGCUGGUUGUUAUCCGUUUGGAGUUAGCCGACCAGUCUCCCUUUCCACAGGGGUUCCAGUACUCAGCCGUUGAAGGCAUGUCAGAGGAGGAGCUGCAGGACAGAGCUCUGGGUUUAGCCAGACACACUCUCAGUGGAAAGACCGAGCUGGAAAGAGCAGCUGUACUGCACCAACACAUUGGCAGCAGAGCCAUGGGGGACAUGGUUAUAGAAACCUUUGAACCCAGCCCAGAUAAAGGAGGAGGUGAAGCGGAGCAGACGGAGCAGACCAGUGAACUUCAGGCUGUAAAGACUGAAGCAGACGGUCAGGAGGCUUCACAGGACGACAGUGCAGCGACGGGCGCUGCUCCAGACUCCCCCUCCAAACAGCUCCCAGACCAGAUCUCGUUCUUCAGUGGAAACCCCUCUGUGGAGAUCAUCUAUGGCAUCAUGCACCUCUACAAGACCAACAAAAUGACGUCACUGACUGAAGAUGUGAGACGCAGCGCCAUGGUCUGUAUCCUGACUGUCCCGGCGACCAUGACCAGCCAUGACCUCAUGAAGCUCCUCGCGCCGUUUAAUGAUGUUAUGGAGCAUAUGAAGAUCAUAAGGGACUCCACUCCGAACCAGUACAUGGUGCUGAUUAAGUUUUGUACUCAGGCAGACGCAGACAGUUUCUACACAGCGUGUAAUGGCCGCCAGUUCAACUCCAUAGAGGACGCAGUGUGCCAACUGGUCUAUGUGGAGCGGGCAGAGGUUAUAAAGUCUGACGAGGGAGCCAGUCUGCCGGUGAUGGAGCUGACGGAGCUGCCGAAGUGCACCGUGUGCCUGGAGAGAAUGGACGAGUCGGUCAACGGCAUCCUCACCACUCUCUGUAACCACAGCUUUCACAGCCAGUGUCUCCAGCGGUGGGAAGAUGCCUCGUGUCCCGUGUGCAGGUACUGCCAAACACCAGAGCCGGUUGAAGAGAACAAGUGCUUCGAGUGUGGCGUGCAGGAGAACCUGUGGAUUUGUUUGAUCUGCGGCCACAUCGGUUGCGGCCGCUACGUCAGCCGGCAUGCCUACAAGCACUUUGAGGAAACGCAGCACACCUACGCAAUGCAGCUCACCAACCACCGUGUGUGGGACUACGCAGGAGAUAACUACGUGCAUCGGCUGGUGGCCAGUAAGACUGAUGGGAAGAUGGUGCAGUAUGAAUGUGAGGGAGACAUAUGUCAAGCUGAGAAAAUUGAUGCACUCCAACUAGAGUACUCGUACCUGCUGACGAGUCAGCUGGAGUCUCAGAGGAUUUACUGGGAGAAUAAGAUCGUUCACCUGGAGAAGGAGACGGCCGAGGAGAUAAACAACAUGAAGGCGAAAUUUAAAGAAACCUUGGAGCGCUGUGAUAACUUGGAGCAGCGGUUGGGAGAAAUAACCAAAGAGAAGCAGGUCAUGGAGAAAAAGUACACUCAGCUUAACGGCCGAGUGGUGAAGCUGAGCCAGGAGCUGAAGGAGGAGCAGGAGAUGAACCGCUGUCUGAGAGCCAAUCAGACGCAGCUGCAGUCCCAGCUGGCGGAGGAGGAGCGCAAAGGAAAAGAGAGCGGAGACCGUAAGGACGAGACGAUAGGAGAACUGCAGGAGCAGCUCAGAGACGUCAUGUUUUAUCUGGAGACGCAGCAGCAGAUCGAACACCUUCCUCCGGAGGCUCGCAGCGAGAUCCAGGAAGGACAGAUCAACAUCGCAGCCAGCCCGGCGGACGGCGCUCUGGGCUCGGCGGGGGCGGGCCCUUCCUCCGGCAGAGGCAGGAGAGGCCGCGGCAGGAAGAGGAAGUAGGCGGCGUUUAAAGUCUGCAGGAAAGCACUAGAAAACUACGGCCACCUCUCGGUGUGGGCACAUGUCCACGGCCGUUCAUUGAUUAACAUGUGUCUGCUUGUUCGUGGUUCACCAGAAAGCUCUCGGAGGACAAACGAAGACUUGACAUUUCACACUCGACUUGUUGAAGAGUAAACAGUGCUGAUAUUUACCUGCUCAGUUUUACACCUUUUAACUUAAUGUCGCUCCUACGAGAGGAGAGAAGUGGAUUUCUCACUCAUUAAAGACACGACGACCCUUUGUGGUUCCCAAACAUAUUCAACAUCUACGUGAUUAUAAAUAUAUUCUGCUGUUUCCACAUUUGAAGAGUAUCUAUUUUGGUCAUAAUUGUUAUUUAUCUGAUCAGAAUUGAUCAUUUGUGCCCAGUCUGACUCCGUGUGAUGGUUGUUGUUAACAAAGUCUGUUCGCCAUCUUUAUAUUUCCUCUUUUUACAUGUGAGCGCUGGGCAGAGAGAAGCUGGGAGGUUAAUGAGUUUUGCUUUGUGUAAAGUUUUGUUUUGUUUUUCCCAGAAUCCUUUUAGGCUCAUCUCAUUUUUUUUUGUUUUUUUUUUGUGUCUGUGCUUAAGUAAAAUGCUGAAUUUUUUGUUUUUGUUCUUUUCAACAUCAUUUUUAAUAGUUUCCAUUGAAAACUACUCAGGAUGUCAAAGGUUGAAGAGAUGGAGGAGAAACGUGGAUUUGCCAUGUGGCGUUUUACUUUUCAGUGCAGUUUACUCGACCCUGGAAAGUCCAGGAGCAGAAGCUGGUGCUCACUGCCAGGAAGCUUUGUUAGGUGGUAAAAAAAAAAAAAAAAGGUAAAUAUACUUCCUGUUCCUCCUAAGUCAGUGAUUCCCAACCAGGGGAGAGUCAACCGCAGGGAGUGCUACAGCCAGGAAGUAUCUGAGAGGACAGUGGAGUAAAAAGUUCACGCAUUUGUGAAUAGGAGGAAGAAAAACACCCAAUUUGAAUUGUAAAUGUGUUUGAAGCUGAUCUUAGAAUACGAAUCAUCAAAAUGACCAAUAAACUAUCGGCUUUGAUGAGGCUGACUGCACAGGACACGCCCCCUACACACCUCAGUUGUAACACCUGAACGCAACCGGCUGCAAUUAGGUUUUUGUGAAAACUCUCAAUAAGUUGUUUAAGUUCUGCUCUUCAGCGUCAGUCUGAGGUUCUUGUACUUGAAUAUUUUUUUGCUGCGUUUCAGUGAAAAUACGUCGUUCCUCUCACUCCAUUACAUUCACUAAUUCAUUCAUUAACAGUUGUCGUUACUUUACAGAUUACAUACAGUUUACAUACAAAAUAUACACUCAGUGGCCUUUUUAUUAGGUACACCUGUACAAUGUUGAGUUGUUUUUAUCUUGAUCACUGAGGUUCACAGCUGCUGAUGCUGUUGUACUGGACUGGAUUAUAAUCAGGUGUUUUCUAAUGUGGAUGUAAAGGACCAAAAAACAACAACACCACCAUCUUUAACUGUGACCUCUGUAAUAAUUUACACAUUUACACAUAAACUUAUGGCGGAGCUGUUGUGUGGAAUUACAUUACACUGCACAGGUGUACCUAAUAAAGUGACCACUGAGUUGUACGUUCACUUUUUCUCUAUACGUGACACAUGCUUAUAGCUAGAGCUGCAACAAUUGGUCAAUUAAUCAAUUAGUAACUUGACAAAAUCACGCAUUAAUUGUUCUUGUUAAUUGAAUCAUUUUUUUUAAGUAAAAAAAAUAAUAAUCUGAACAUUUUCUUGUCUGAACGUCUCACAUGUAAAAACUUCUGUUGCAAUGAUCCUAAACUGAAUAUUUAGUGAGACGAACAGAGACCACAGUUGUAAAUGUUCUCUGAUCUUUCGCUUUUGCUCCUGAAACCUUCGUACUCUCUCUCUGACUUGUGAUGGUUCUGUUUUGAGGUUGUGGUGUUGUUAAUCAUAAAUAAUGAACGGAUGUUUCGGUUGAAAGGUUAUUCCCCGCUGUGUGAGGUGUGAACCUGCACAUCUGUCCUGUGUACAAAGCACCGGCCUCGCAACUUAUUUAGAAAACACUGGCGUGACCUCUGACCUUGAAGAUACGACCCUUUGUGAAGGAGGGGAGGAAGUGAGCGAAGGGUCGGCGUGUAGACGAAGCAGCAUGUCACGUGAUGAAGUGGCUCUGUUCACUCCUUUUAAAGUAUUUUGUGCUUUUAUUUUUUAUUUUUUUUUUGUUAGUUUAACAUUUCAAAUAGCAUGUAAAAGCUUUAGAUGGAUCCGAAAGGCCUUAAUUAAGAUGUACGGUGUUGAAUGUUAAAUAACUUGGCUCAAAAGACCAGUUCCACUCCAGAGGUAGAAUUUGCAAGAGGUUCUUUUAGCUUGAAGAGAUGCUAAACAUCUGGGCACAUGUGCUUAUUAGCUAAAAGUUAGAGAAUCACUCGCUCUGUUUCCAGUCGUUAUGAUGUGCUGAGCUAAUAAUCUCCAGGAUGAAGCUUCGUAUUUAACGUGCAGACAUGAGAGUUUUUAGCGAGAAAGCUCAUGAGCAGAUUUCCCCGAAUGAUGAACUACUUGGUAAAGAGGACGGUGGGAGGGAGCUGAAGUUUAUAUCCAACGUGCCAGAGAGCAGCUGUCACUUUAUACUACCUGGAAAGAACUGAUUUGUAGUUUCUUAGUGUAGUUUGUACUGUUACACUGCCUACAUCAAUAAACAAGAAAAAGAAGAUGUGGCUUGUGUCUGAGAACACGUGUGUACAUGUGUUUUGGUCAUAGUACUGCUCAGUUUUCAUGCUCCAGAAUUCAAUAAAAUGUUUUCUAAAAGUUG